UCUUGGCCGAGGUCUAACGGCGCCUGCGCGGACGGGAGCCCGACUGGAACAUGGCGACUUGCGCUGAAAUCCUGCGGAGCGAGUUCCCUGAAAUUGACGGACAGGUCUUUGACUACGUGACGGGCGUCUUGCACAGCGGCAGUGCAGACUUCGAGUCUGUGGAUGAUCUGGUGGAAGCGGUGGGGGAACUGUUGCAGGAGGUGUCCGGGGACAGCAAGGAUGACGCGGGCAUCAGGGCUGUGUGCCAGCGCAUGUACAACACUUUGCGCCUGGCUGAGCCACAGACCCAGGGAAACGGCCAGGUGCUCCUAGACACCCCCAUCCAGUUGUCAAAGAUAACAGAAAACUACGACUGUGGCACCAAACUUCCAGGACUGCUAAAGAGGGAACAGUCCUCGACAGUGAAUGCAAAGAAGCUAGAGAAGGCUGAGGCUCGACUGAAGGCAAAGCAGGAGAAGCGCUCUGAGAAGGACACACACAAGACCAGCAGCCCUCUAGUCUUGGAAGAGGCAUCAGCCAGCCAGGCAGGCAGCAGAAAGGAGAGUCGGUUGGAAUCAUCUGGCAAGAACAAGUCCUAUGAUGUUCGAAUUGAGAACUUUGAUGUGUCUUUUGGCGAUAGGGUACUGCUGGCUGGGGCAGAUGUGAACCUGGCGUGGGGCCGCCGCUAUGGACUAGUGGGUCGAAAUGGGCUGGGGAAGACAACACUCCUGAAGAUGCUGGCCACUCGGAGCCUGCGGGUUCCAGCACACAUUUCCCUGCUGCAUGUGGAGCAGGAGGUUGCUGGAGACGACACCCCUGCCCUGCAGAGUGUGCUAGAGAGUGACACUGUGAGAGAGGACCUUCUGCGGAGGGAGCGGGAGCUCAGCGCCCAGAUUGCCACUGGCAGGGCUGAGGGCUCAGAAACUGCACAGUUGGCGGAAAUAUAUGCCAAAUUGGAGGAGAUUGAGGCUGACAAGGCACCUGCCAGGGCAUCAGUCAUUCUUGCUGGGCUUGGCUUUACCCCUAAAAUGCAGCAGCAGCCCACCCGGGAGUUCUCAGGUGGUUGGAGAAUGAGACUGGCUCUGGCCCGGGCCCUGUUUGCUAGGCCAGAUCUUCUGCUCUUGGAUGAACCCACAAACAUGCUGGAUGUAAGGGCCAUCCUGUGGCUGGAGAAUUACCUGCAAACAUGGCCCUCUACGAUCCUGGUUGUCUCCCAUGACCGCAACUUCCUGAAUGCCAUAGCCACAGACAUCAUCCACCUACACAGCCAGCGGCUAGAUGGCUACCGGGGAGACUUUGAGACGUUCAUCAAGAGCAAGCAGGAGCGGCUGCUCAACCAGCAGCGUGAAUAUGAGGCACAACAGCAGUAUCGCCAGCAUAUCCAGGUUUUCAUUGACCGAUUUCGCUACAACGCCAACAGAGCUUCUCAAGUGCAGAGUAAACUCAAGAUGCUGGAGAAGCUACCAGAACUGAAACCUGUGGACAAGGAAUUGGAGGUGGUGAUGAAGUUCCCUGAUGGGUUUGAGAAGUUCUCACCGCCAGUUCUACAACUAGAUGAGGUGGAUUUCUACUAUGAUCCUAAGCAUAUCAUCUUCAACCGUCUUUCUGUCUCUGCUGAUCUCGAGUCCCGCAUUUGUGUGGUUGGGGAGAAUGGCGCUGGUAAGUCUACCAUGCUGAAGCUGCUUAUGGGGGACUUGGCGCCUGUCCGGGGCAUCAGACAUGCUCACAGAAAUCUGAAGAUUGGCUAUUUCAGCCAGCACCAUGUGGAGCAGCUGGACCUGAACGUCAGUGCUGUGGAACUGCUGGCACGCAAGUUUCCUGGGCGGCCUGAGGAGGAGUAUCGUCACCAGCUGGGCCGGUAUGGCAUCUCUGGAGAACUGGCCGUGCGCCCUGUUGCCAGCUUGUCUGGGGGCCAGAAGAGUCGGGUAGCCUUUGCUCAGAUGACCAUGCCCUGCCCCAACUUCUACAUCCUGGAUGAACCCACAAACCACCUGGAUAUGGAGACGAUUGAGGCUCUGGGCCGUGCUCUCAACAAUUUUAGGGGCGGUGUGAUUUUGGUGUCCCACGAUGAGCGCUUCAUCAGGCUGGUGUGCCGAGAGUUGUGGGUGUGCGAAGGCGGUGGCGUCACCCGGGUUGAGGGGGGGUUUGACCAGUACCGCGCCCUUCUCCAGGAACAGUUCCGCCGUGAGGGCUUCCUCUAGGGUCACCAGGCGGAGGACUGUGCCCAGGACAUGGACUGGUGUCUCAGACCCCUGGGCCACGAUGUGGGCAACCAUCGCCAGGCCACGGACUUCCCCCAACUUUGGGGACAGCCUUAUUUCCAAAUCUCCUUUUAACUGGAGCAUCCUCUGCACAACCCAGGGAGCCCCAUCUCAGUAUCUAUGAGGACUGGUCUUCAAGGGAAGGGGUGGGGGGUGCUCUCUGGUUAUAAAAUCCGUCCCCCUGCCGAUGCCCCAGCUCUGACUGGGCUCCAAGUGGCUGCUGUGUAAAUUAAAUGUCCCCCUGCAUCUCCCUGGCCUCAUCUCUGCUGCUCACUGGCAGGGCUACAGUGCUUGCCCACUGUUAAGGGGUGUGGGCUCUGUGGUCUGGGCUUUUCUUAGAGCACUUGUAUCAGCCACAGGGCCGAGUCCACGGCAGCACCAGUCUUGCUCUGGAAGGAGGCAUCAUUAAAGCCACUGGGGCUCAAA
Messenger RNA from Suricata suricatta (meerkat), 2666 nucleotides. RefSeq names its product ATP binding cassette subfamily F member 3 (gene ABCF3). The transcript is spliced from 21 exons. NCBI's taxonomy places the organism in Eukaryota, Metazoa, Chordata, Mammalia, Carnivora, Herpestidae. Gene Ontology annotation, molecular function: ATP hydrolysis activity; ATP binding. The record is from RefSeq and is a predicted model, not a curated record. Bases 51 to 2180 code for a protein of 709 amino acids.